Messenger RNA from Acanthosepion pharaonis, 642 nucleotides. Lineage: Eukaryota; Metazoa; Mollusca; Cephalopoda; Sepiida; Sepiidae. The record is from the annotation of a GenBank genome assembly.
AUGCCGUCCCCUUAUUAUAUUCUUUCUCUCGCUCUUUCUCGCUCUCUACCCUUCGUAACAUUGUUCUUUUUCUCUUUCUCUUUUUCUUUCUCUCUCUUCAAGUCCACUUCUCUUCACGCUGACAUUUCUAAUUACAUUUCUCACAUUUCAGUUUUUCUUUCUUUUUUCUUUCUUUCAUCAGUCUUUCAUGUAACCUUACACUCCUCUCUCUCUCCUUCUCUCUCCCUUUAUCUCUCUCUCUCUCUAUCGCACACACACACAUACACACACACACACACGCCCUCUCGCUUACUCUAUUUUCGCCCAUUUAUGUGUGUACUCUCUUUUCCUUCCUUCUCUUUCCUGUUUAUUUUCUCUCGUUUUUUCUCUGUUUACUCUUCCAUGUUCUCUAUAUCUCUUAUUCUCUCUCCCCUUCCUCUCCCCUUCCUCUCCCCUUCCUAUCCCCUUCCUCUCUCUCUCUCUCUCUCUCUCUCUCUCUCUUUUCAUCCAUUUAUGUUUCUGUACUCUAUUUUCCUUCCUUCUUUUUCCUGUCUAUUUUCUCUCAUUUUUUUCUCUCAUUUAACACUUACGUUCUCUCUAUCUCUCUCAUUCUCUCUCUCUCUCUCUCUUACACGCACACACACGCAAUACCUUUCUAUUUGA